ACAGAAGUUGACAAUAUACUGUCUCUUGAGUUGACGCGAUUGCCGAUUAGUUUGAAGACGCAAAAAUUAAUCAUAUUAUUUGAUUUACUGUAUCAAUAACAUCCAUUAUUUGAAAUUGAUAAAAGUUCUUUGUUACAAGUACGUUUUUCUAAAGUACAAAAUAAAUAGUGCACGGUAAUCGCAUAGAUAAUUCUAAAUUUAUAAGCUCAGGAAAUAGUUCUUGUGAUUGAUGAAUGCGUAGUUUUUAUUAAAAUGGGGAUAUUUGGCAAUUCCUCACCGUUUGAUCAAGAUGUCGAACGAGCCACCAGUGAGAACAAUACGAGCGAAGAAUGGGGGCUGAUCAUGGAGAUCUGUGACCGCGCAGGCGCGUCGGCGCAGAGCGCCAAGGAGUGCCUCCGCGCCGUCAUGCGCCGCCUCGCGCACCCCGACCCGCACGUGCAGGUCCACGCCGCCACGCUGCUGGACGCCUGCGUGGCCAAUUGCGGGCGCGCCUUCCACCUCGAGGUGGCCUCGCGCGACUUCGAGACCGAGUUCCGGCGCCUCGUGGCGCGCGCGCAGCCCGCCGUGGCCGCGCGGCUGCGGGCGCUGCUGCGCAAGUGGGCCGAGGGCGAGUUCCGCGACGACCCGCAGCUCGACCUCAUCCCCUCGCUGCACGCCAAGCUGCGCGACGCGGGCGAGCGCGCCGAGCCCGCGCCCGCGCCCGCCGCCGCGCCCGCCGCCGCGCAGCGCGAGCAGGAGGAGCUGGCCCGCGCCAUCGCGCUGUCGCUGCGCGAGAGCAGCGCGGCGCCGGCGCCCGCGCCGCUGUACCCGCGCGUGGACGCCGACGCGCCGCCGCCGCGCAAGGUGCGCGCGCUCUACGACUUCGAGGCGGCCGAGGACAACGAGCUCACCUUCCUGGCCGGCGAGAUUGUGCACGUGACGGACUCGAGCGACCCCAACUGGUGGAAGGGGUACAACGAGCGCGGCGAGGGACUGUUCCCCGCCAACUUCGUGACGGGCGAGCUGUCGGCGCCCGCGCCGCCGGCCGAGGCUCCGGCGGCGGCGGCCGAGGAGCCGGCGCCGCUGCGCAUCGACGAGGCGGCCAUGGACGCGGCGCUGGCGCUGCUGCACGAGGCGGACCCGCGCGCGGCGGGCGCGGACGAGGCGGCGCUGGCGCGGCUGGAGGCGGCGGCGCACGGCAUGGGCGCGCUGGUGGACGCGGCGCUGGAGCGCGCGGACCGGCGCCACGCGCGGCUCACGCAGCUGUCGGCCGACCUGGUGGACGCGCUCAACCUCUACCACGAGCUCAUGCGCGCGCCGCCGCUGCUGCUCGCGCCGCUGCACCCGCCGCCGCCCAGGUGCUGACCGUGCAAAGCAGCUGGUGGCUCGCGCGUGACGUAGCGCGGCGUCGUGCUGUGCCGCGCUCGUGCCGCGCCCGUGCCGCGCUCGUGCCGCGCUCGUGCCGCGCUCGUGCUGUGCCGCGCGACGCGUGAUGCGCGCCGUGCUUGCACAUUGCAUUGUUUUUUACUACUACUGCUAUAUUGUAUUGUUAUUAUACGUUUUUAAAUGUGGUUAAAAAUUUUCCUUCUGUAGCCAAUCAAAUUAAUAAAGGAUGUUUAUUCAAUAGUA
Helicoverpa zea (corn earworm) is the source of this 1608-nucleotide messenger RNA. RefSeq names its product signal transducing adapter molecule 1 (gene Stam). Gene Ontology annotation, molecular function: ubiquitin binding; phosphatidylinositol binding. The transcript is spliced from 4 exons. The coding region runs from base 253 to 1344 and encodes 363 amino acids. Gene Ontology annotation, biological process: protein transport to vacuole involved in ubiquitin-dependent protein catabolic process via the multivesicular body sorting pathway. Gene Ontology annotation, cellular component: ESCRT-0 complex. The record is from RefSeq and is a predicted model, not a curated record. Lineage: Eukaryota; Metazoa; Arthropoda; Insecta; Lepidoptera; Noctuidae.